AUGCAGGUGGCCCAUUUCUAUAACUCAAUCAACAGCCAAAUGAUUCCCAGUCAACAGGCGCUGAUGCUCAACUCGGCUCUGGCAUUUGAGCGAUUGAUCAAGGCCUCCUCUUCAUCAUCCUCGUCUACAUCUUCGACAAAAAUCACCUCGUCACAGGCGGACGAACAGGGACCCGUGACUUGGGACAAAAUGAGCCGCGUCGAGACUUAUAUCAGCCAGCUUCAAACGGCUUCCAGAAACUUGAUGAGCGAGAAUCGGCGACUUAGGAAAUUGCACUUUACUGUCAUAGAGAAAGUGAGGUUAUCGAUAAAUUGA
Messenger RNA from Protopolystoma xenopodis, 315 nucleotides. Lineage: Eukaryota; Metazoa; Platyhelminthes; Monogenea; Polystomatidea; Polystomatidae. The record is from the annotation of a GenBank genome assembly.